CACAGACUGGAUAAAAAAGCCACGACUUUUGAUCGAGCAUCAGGCAGACUAGCUGUGGCUCCACCCGAUCAGACUCUCCGCCGCGCCUCUUAGCCCUCAUUGGUCAAAAGCGGCGCUCGGCGGCCCUGCGAUUGGCCAGACCGGCGGCCUGCCGCGUCCAAUGGGCGGCGGCGCCGGCUUUCCCGCGGCUGUUCGCUAUUCAAGUGGGUUGUGGAGGCGGCGGCGGCGGCGGUUGAGGAGUGAAACGGUCGCCCGGCUCCGGCGCGACGAUGGCAGCCUUGGGACCCGGAGGCUACGCGCGGAACGAUGCAGUCGAGAAGCUGCCAUCCGUCAUGGCGGGAGUUUCGGCGCGGAGGGGCCAGUCCUCCCCGCCCCCCGCUCCACCGCUCUGCCUCCGGCGGCGGACGCGACCUUUGGCGGCGCCCGAGGACACGGUGCAGAACCGGGUGUCACUGGAGAAGGUGCUUGGCAUCACAGCCCAGAACAGCAAUGGCCUAGCCUGUGACCCCAGCACAGGCCACGUGGCCUACCUGGCAGGCUGUGUGGUGGUGAUUUUGAACCCCAAGGAGAACAAGCAGCAGCACAUCUUUAAUACUGCCAGGAAGUCUCUGAGUGCUCUGGCCUUCUCCCCUGAUGGGAAGUACAUAGUGACAGGGGAGAACGGGCACAGGCCUGCCGUGCGCAUCUGGGACGUGGAUGAGAAGAGUCAGGUGGCAGAGAUGCUAGGCCACAAGUACGGCGUGGCCUGUGUGGCCUUCUCCCCCAAUAUGAAGCACAUCGUGUCCAUGGGCUACCAGCACGACAUGGUGCUCAACGUCUGGGACUGGAAGAAAGACAUUUUGGUGGCUUCCAACAAGGUAUCAUGCAGAGUCAUCGCCCUCUCUUUCUCAGAGGACAGCAGUUAUUUUGUCACUGUUGGGAACCGGCACGUGAGGUUUUGGUUCUUGGAAGUCGCCACUGAGGCAAAGGUGACAGGCACCGUGCCCCUCGUGGGGCGCUCAGGCAUCCUGGGUGAGCUGCACAACAACGUCUUCUGUGGUGUGGCUUGUGGCCAGGGCCAGAUGGCAGGCAGUACCUUCUGUGUGUCCUCCUCGGGCCUCCUCUGCCAGUUCAACGAGAAGAGGGUGCUGGAGAAGUGGAUCAACCUAAAGGUAUCCCUGUCUUCCUGCCUCUGUGUCAGCCAGGAGCUCAUCUUCUGUGGCUGCACAGAUGGGAUAGUCCGCAUCUUCCAGGCCCACAACCUGCACUACCUCGCCAACCUGCCCAAGCCGCACUACCUCGGGGUGGACGUGGCCCAGGGCCUGGAGCCCAGCUUCCUCUUCCGCAGGAAGGCAGAAGCAGUCUACCCAGAUACGGUGGCACUGACCUUCGACCCCAUCCACCAGCGGCUGUCCUGUGUGUAUAAGGACCACAGCAUCUACAUCUGGGAUGUCAAGGACAUCAACAAAGUAGGCAAGAUGUGGUCGGAGCUCUUCCACAGCUCCUACGUCUGGAACGUGGAGGUGUAUCCUGAGUUUGAAGAUCAAAGAGCUUGUCUGCCGUCAGGGUCUUUUCUGACUUGUUCCUCAGACAACACCAUCCGCUUCUGGAACAUGGAUAGCGGCCCUGACUCUCACUAUCAGAAAAACAUCUUCAGUAAUACCCUGCUGAAGGUAAUAUAUGUGGAGAAUGACAUCCAGCACCUGCAGGACACGGCACACUUCCCAGACCGGGGGAGCGAGAGCGGGGCACCUCUGGACGUGAAAGCCGGCGUGCGGGUCAUGCAGGUCAGUCCUGACGGCCAGCACUUGGCUUCAGGCGACCGAAGCGGAAAUCUGAGGAUCCACGAGCUGCACUUCAUGGAUGAGCUGGUCAAGGUGGAGGCCCACGAUGCUGAGGUGCUGUGCCUGGAGUACUCCAAGCCUGAGACGGGGCUGACCCUGCUGGCCUCAGCCAGUCGGGACCGACUGAUCCACGUGCUGAACGUGGAGAAGAACUACAACCUGGAGCAGACCCUGGAUGACCACUCCUCCUCCAUCACAGCCAUCAAGUUCGCCGGCAACAGAGACAUCCAGAUGAUCAGCUGUGGGGCAGACAAGAGCAUCUACUUUCGCAGUGCCCAGCAGACCUCAGAUGGACUACACUUUGUCCGUACCCACCAUGUGGCAGAGAAGACCACCUUGUAUGACAUGGACAUCGACAUCACCCAGAAGUACGUGGCUGUGGCCUGCCAGGACCGCAAUGUGAGGGUCUACAACACUGUGAACGGGAAGCAGAAGAAGUGCUAUAAGGGCUCCCAGGGUGACGAAGGGUCCCUGCUGAAGGUCCACGUGGACCCCUCGGGCACCUUCCUGGCCACAAGCUGCUCUGACAAAAGCAUCUCUGUGAUUGACUUUUACUCGGGCGAGUGUGUUGCCAAGAUGUUUGGCCAUUCAGAAAUCGUCACUGGCAUGAAGUUCACCUACGACUGUCGUCACUUGAUCACAGUGUCCGGAGACAGCUGCGUGUUCAUCUGGCACCUGGGCCCGGAGCUCACCAACUGCAUGAAGCAGCACUUGCUGGAGAUUGACCGCCGGGAGCAACAGCAGCAGAACAUGAAGGAUGGGACGUGGAGCAGCCACCCCAGGCAGGAGACCUAUGCGUCCAUGCCCAGCGAGCCUUGCUCCCUGAUCCCUGGAGAGCAGAUGGAGGAUGAGCUGGAAGAUGAGUGUGAACCUGAAGAGUUGCUGAAGACACCAUCCAAAGAGAGCUUGGAUUCAGAUCCUCAGUGCCUGCUGACCAACGGCAAGCUGCCACUCUGGGCAAAGCGGCUGCUAGGAGAUGACGAUGAUGUGGUGGAUGGCUCGGCCUUCCACGCCAGACGCAGCUACCAGCCGCAUGGCCGCUGGGCGGAGCGGGCUGACCAGGAGCCCCUCAAGACCAUCCUGGACGCCCGGGACCUGGGUUGCUACUUUACACCCAUGAAGCCGGAGAGCCUGGAGGACUCCCUUCUGGAUACAGUGGAGCUGCAGAGCCCGGCGGGCCUGCUGAGUGAGUCAGAGAGUCCCCGGGAGGAUGGCUGCGGGCAUCCUUCCUUCCUGCCCCUACAGAGGGAGUCCUCGGAGGCUAGUGAGCUCAUCGUCUGCUCCCUGGAGGCGGAGGUGACGGUCACGGGGAUGGACAGUGAGGACUGCGCGAAGGAGCGGUUGGGGGAGCCUGGAGACCAGCAAGGCGAAUCCUACCUCCAGGUCCCCUCCAUCUUCUCAAAGGAUCAGAGCCCACCUGAGGACUCGGGGGAGUCAGAGGCCGACUUGGAGUGCACCUUUGCUGCCAUCCACUCCUCCCCUCCACGGCCAGACCCCGACCCUCGAUUUGACGUGACCGUGCCCCCCACACCAGGAUGCCCAGGGACUGCAGAAGAGUUGUCCCAGCCCGAAGUGCCAAGCAUUUCCAACGGCUCCCUGCCCCAGACCCCUGAGCAGGAGAAAUUCCUCCGCCACCACUUCGAGACGCUUACUGACGCCCCCCCUGAGGAGCUCUUCCAUGGAUCCCUGAAGGACGUGAAGGCCUCUGAGGCCGAGGACUUCUUUAAUCCCCGCCUGAGCAUCUCGGCCCAGUUCCUCUCCCGCCUCCAGAACACAUCCAGGUUCACCCACCCCUGCCGUCCCCAGCUGCCCCUGCACCUCGGGAAGUCCCCGGAGGUCAAACCCACAGACCUCAGGGGGAGCCAGCCCAGAGCAGAGCCCCUGAGAGUGGGUUCUGGUUACGCCUCACCAGGCAGGACCAGCGUCCUUUCUGGGGGGAAGGCUGAGGAGCCCCUCGAGACCCUGGAGGCCUGGUGCCCACUGACCCCCUGCCUCACGGGCCUGCCGCCUUGUGUCCCCUCCUCCUCAGUGCUGCCCACAGACAGGAAGCCUCCGACACCCACAGCCCUACCCACUCCAGGCCUGGCUCAGGCUCUCGACAUCCCCCCCACCCACUCCUAUAUGCAGGCCACUGCCAGCGCCCGUGCCAAGAUGUCACGUAGCGUCUCCCUCGAGGACAGUGAGAGCCCUGUCCUGGCUGAGCUGGCCAGGCCCCUCCACAGGCCCUCGUCCAUGGGGGAGCUGGUCUCCCUGGGCCAGGAGCUCCAGGCCAUCACCACGGCCGCACCCAGUUCUGACAGUGAGGGCCAAGCGCCUGCCCUGCCCUCCUGGGGCAACCACGAGGCCCGGGCCAGCCUGAAACUGACCUUGUCGAGCGUCUGUGACAGGCUCUUGCUGCCUCCACCCCUGCUGGAGCCGCCCACCACGUGUGUCUGGUCCCAGGAGCCUGUGGCCACCCAGCCCGAUGUCACUGUCACGACAGCCAGCUUCCUGGCCCCCAGCCCCAGGGAUGGGAGCGCCCUGAGGCUCCACAACUCUACCUUUCUCCCAAGGCUUCUGGCCCCUGAGCCCAUCAACACCCCUGCCCUCCCCAACAGUCCCCCACUUCCAGAGGCCAGGCCUGAGGCCUCUGGCAGCAUCACCUCCCUCGUGGAGCCCACCCCUGAUGCGCUCGGUCUACUUCAGGGCAGCGCUGGACACUGGGGGGAGCCCGGGGUGCCAGCUCCCCUUGAGCUGAGCAGUGUGGGGACCAUUGUGCACAGACUGCAGACUACCUUCCAAGAAGCCCUGGACCUUUACCACCUGAUGGUCUCCAGUGACCAGGUGAGCCCCGAGCAGCAGCAGGCACGGACCGAGCUGGCCUCUACCUUCCACUGGAUCCACAGCCAGUUAGAGGCCAACGACUGGCUGGUUGGGAGCGAUGUGGCCCCAGACCAGGCCCUGCCCAGCCCAGGUACCCCCUCGCCACCGACACUGUGCCCCCUGGCCGGCCCAGACUUGCGUGCCCUGCUGGAACACUACUCGGAGCUGCUGGUGCAGGCCGUGCGGAGGAAGGCACGGGGGGACUGAGUGCCAGCAGCCCUUCCACCACAGCCCUGCUACUUCUGAAGAAAUCGGUAUUUUAAGCAA
This is a messenger RNA of Ceratotherium simum simum (southern white rhinoceros), 4952 nucleotides long. RefSeq names its product WD repeat domain 62 (gene WDR62). The record is from RefSeq and is a predicted model, not a curated record. Gene Ontology annotation, molecular function: protein binding. NCBI's taxonomy places the organism in Eukaryota, Metazoa, Chordata, Mammalia, Perissodactyla, Rhinocerotidae.